CUCUGGCAUCGCAGCCGGAGCGCGGGGACGAGGAUUCCCCGGGCCGCCGCUGGCGCGGGGAGAGCCGCAGCGGGUGCUGGCGUAGCUCCGGAGGGCCUGCGCCCCCGGCCGUGCGCUCUGGGCAGGCGAGCUUCGCUGAGGCCCGGCCCGGGGUGCCGGCCGCUUCCUGCCGGAGGACCGCGGGGACCCCAGAAAGGCGUCCCCCGCGCGGCCCGGGCCGGUGUCAGGGCAGGGAUGAACGAGUGUCGCGGCGAGGGCGUCUCUCCACCCCUCGCUCGCUUCGGCUGCGCCGCGAGGCCGACAGGAAGGCGCGAGCCGGGCGCGUGCGAGCCCAGGCCGCCUCACGAAUGCCAGUCAGCCCACAACAUUGUGGAGUGUGGUCCUGAGCUGGUGAUGCCCUGGGUGACUAUGGAAUUCUGGGAAAAGACGAGUGGUAAUGCACACAUGGUCCUACUUCUGUCCCACCCCCGUACUGGGCUGGGAGUAGAGACCUCCUUCCCUCAAACUACCACUGCAAAACCCUGCUUUCAGGUUUGACUUGUGCAGAUUCGGGCCUGCAUUCCAGGAUGGUUUGUUCUUGGGACCAGACCUGACCAGAAGUUGACCUCAUGAGCACAUCAGCCCCUCCCGCUGCCAUGCUCCUCCGGAGGCUGAGGCGGCUCUCCUGGGGCAGCACCGCUGUCCAGCUCUUGAUCUUAACGGUGGUGACGUUCGGCUUGCUGGCCCCCCUAGCCUGUCACCGCCUCCUGCACUCUUACUUCUAUCUGCGCCAUUGGCACCUGAACCAAAUGAGUCAAGAAUUCCUGCAGCAAAGUUUGAAAGAGGGCGAAGCUGCCCUCCACUACUUUGAGGAGCUGCCGUCUGCCAAUGGCUCGGUGCCCAUCGUCUGGCAGGCCACCCCCCGCCCCUGGCUGGUCAUCACCAUCAUCACUGUCGACAGGCAACCUGGCUUCCACUACGUCUUGCAGGUGGUGUCCCAGUUUCACCGGCUUCUGCAACAAUGCGGCCCCCAGUGCGAGGGGCACCAGCUCUUCCUAUGCAAUGUGGAACGUAGCGUGAGCCACUUCGAUGCCAAGCUGCUGUCAAAGUAUGUCCCGGUGGCCAACCGCUAUGAGGGCACUGAGGAUGAUUAUGGUGAUGACCCUUCGACCAACUCGUUUGAGAAAGAGAAGCAGGACUAUGUCUAUUGCCUGGAGUCCUCCCUGCAGACCUACAACCCAGACUAUGUCCUGAUGGUGGAAGACGACGCCGUCCCGGAAGAGCAGAUCUUCCCAGUCCUGGAGCACCUUCUGCGGGCUCGCUUCUCCGAGCCGCACCUCAGAGAUGCCCUUUAUCUGAAGCUCUAUCAUCCCGAGAGGCUCCAGCACUACAUCAACCCAGAGCCCAUGCGGAUCCUGGAGUGGGUCGGCGUGGGCAUGUUGCUGGGGCCCUUGCUAACCUGGCUAUACAUGCGGUUUGCCAGCCGUCCAGGGUUCAGCUGGCCCGUCAUGCUCUUCUUCUCCCUGUAUAGCAUGGGUCUGGUGGAACUGGUGGGCCGGCACUAUUUCCUGGAACUGCGGCGGCUGAGUCCUUCCCUGUACAGCGUGGUCCCUGCCUCUCAGUGUUGCACCCCCGCCAUGCUCUUCCCUGCCCCUGCGGCCCGCCGGACCCUCACCUACCUGUCUCAGGUGUACUGCCACAAGGGCUUCGGCAAGGACAUGGCACUCUACUCACUGUUGAGGGCCAAGGGGGAGCGGGCCUACGUGGUGGAGCCCAACCUCGUGAAGCACAUCGGGCUCUUCUCCAGCCUCCGGUACAACUUUCAUCCCAGUCUGCUCUAGAGUGCCAAGAAAUGCCUUUCUGAACUUGGCCGCUUCUCGGUGAUUCCGAUACCGAGUUCUUUAUUUCGACAUGGUUGCUUGCAGUUAUUUCAUUGUUUCAUGUUGUUAGGGAUCUAGGCACUGAGACAGCUGAGAACGUACACGUCAAGAACCUUGGCUUUCGUAACUCUGGCAGGAGUGGAUGUUCGCCCCGAGGCGGGACCCCUCUCCCUCCACACAGCCACACUGCCUCAUGGAGUCUGACCCGCUCGCCCAGGGGGCAUUUAAAUACCAGUUGUAUUCUGCAGUUGUCGUCAGCUCUGCUUUGUGAUCGAGCUUGUGACUGCCAGAAAUAUUGUGCACAAAGACAAUGACCGUUUUAGGAUUUUAAGGGUAGGAUUUGGUGAAAGGCGAGAUCCUUUCCAAGGGAUUUCUUUCUCACUGGGCAUGAGAAUGGAUGUAUGUCUAGAACAUAUGUCCAAAGAGGCAGGACCAUAUUGGCAGGUUCCAUUUGUUUCUUUGACCUGGUGUAGUGAAAGCCGGUAAAAGCCGUUGGCAGUGCCUGACGACUUGGCGGCAGGUGAUCUUGCUUCUGUUACGUGGUGUUUCUUUCCCAUGCAUCUGUAGCAUACUGAUGGUCAGUAUUGUUGUGAGAACUUUAAGGCACAGUAAGAUCUGGAAGCACCUUCUGGAUCAUCAAGGUCAGACUGCUUAUGUUCAGUAGUGAUUUCAUAUUGAACGUUUCUAUCAUAUUCUGAUUCUUUGAAAAUUGGACAUUGAAGAAUGAUGUAAACUGGGUGAGCUCUUUACGAAUAGCAUAUCCUUUUCCUUAACUUUGCUGGCUAACCGUUCAACCUCAUUUUUUUUUCCUUCUGGGUAUCAUGAUGUUAGAGAAGCAAAAGCGUAGACUGUGAAGUCGGAAGGGCCUGAGUUUUUAUUUCAGAUCUCUGCCAUGUCCUAGUGAUGUGCACUUGGGCAAGUCAUGACCACUCUGAGUCUCUGUUUUUUCACGUGUAAAAUGGGGAUGGCCAUACCUACCUUUGAAAGUUGCCUUGAGGAUCAAGUGACAGAACGUAUGUAAAACACCCAGCAAGUGCAUAUAACACUCAAGUGUAUUUUGGAUAAAGAUAUUAGAGAUACUGUUUCAAGUGUGUAGUAGGGCCCUAGGGCUCCUACCCGGGGGGGUAGCCAUUCUGGACCAAGCUCCUAGAAUAAAGGCUGGCUUGUUGUUGUGUUGAAGGAGAUGUAGCUCAGCUUUCACCUGGUGCUGCCUCCAGCCAAGACAAAAAUAAUGGUUCGUUCGAACCGGAAAUGAUCUGAGACUGGUCUUGAGCUUAUUCCAAGACCUGCGUCUGAAAACUACUCUCCUCCGAAGUUACACUUAAAUGUCCCCUGACGAUACUUACCAAGCCAGAGGCCAGUAAGUCCCCUCGUGAAGAUGGAUGUUGACAUCGGAGUUCAAGCGUUGACGGGUCGUUUCAUUUGCUUUUGAAAUUUCCAGUGAGCUUCCAUCCGGAGAUCCCCUGGAGAGCACUGAGAACCUGGGAGUUCCACACCAUGCUUUGCAGAUGGACAAACUGAGGCCAAGGGAGGUGAAACCGCUUCCCCGGGGUCGCUCAGCUGGACAGCAGCGGACUUCCAGCUCCAGCACUUUUCUCUUAAGCACAUUCAUUUUCUAAAUAUCCAUGCCGUCAGCAUCUCUUUUGUAGAACCUGAUUGUAACCUGGGUGGAACAAUGUCUCUGUAAGCUCCCAUGGUAGAAACUCAUUGUCCUGUAAGUCUUGGGGAACCAACAGGUCUACGUGUGUGUUGUGUUGUUCUCGUGAGACGUCAUGUGUCGCUCAGGAAUGUCCGGAGUGAGCGGAGCUUCUGGAUGACUUGUCAGGAUGUUCAGAUUCCACUGCUUCAUUCAUCCCCUCCCCAUCCCUGGCUCAUCCCAUGUUCGGGAACAGAAGCACCUCUACUGCCUGCACCGCCUGCAACUCUAAAUUAGAGUCUGUUGCAUUAACGAUUGGAUCUCCUCGGGAAUGUUUUUUGCCCAGCAACAGAAAGUUACAUCUAAGAUAGCUAAGCAGAAGAUAGGGAAUCAUUGCUGGUUUAUAUUUCUGCUCUUUCGGAUUCAGUUGUCUACCGCAUGCAGAUAUCUCCUCCCUUGACUCCUUCAUUCUGGAUGGCUAAAGCCAUCUUUGCCUUGUCUAAUUUCUUAUGUAUCCACUAAGAUGCCUUCCCCCGUCGAUCUUAACUAGAGCCUACUGUCUUUGGACAUUUUCUGCAGAGGCAGGCUCAGUUCUGCUGUCUUAUCCUCACCCUCUUCUAGAUCUCCGUCCCUUUUGUCCCUCAUUCCUAGAGUCCAGUUUUUUGUGCUGUCCUUGGUUAAGACAGCUGGCAGCUUUACACCAAAGCUGAAGUCUCGUUUAAUCCUAAGCAAGGGGGCUAGAGGAGAACUAAAGGACAUAGGUCACCAGGAGGGUGAAGGUCUCUAACAGAACCUGCUCACCCUUCUGGGUUUAAAUAAUUGUCAGGCCUAAGAAGUUCCCUAUUGCGACUGGGUAUAUGUGCAUAGACAUAUCAGUUCAAAUUAGAACACCUGUUCCACUGAGGCAUCCUGAGAAGACUUUUGUCAUUCUCUCUCAUUCCUUUUUUUUUUUUUUUAAGAUUUUAUUUAUUUAUUUGACAGAGGGAGACACAGUGAGAGAGGGAACACAAGCAGAGGGAGUGGGAGAGGGAGAAGCAGGCUUCCCACCGAGCAGGGAGCCCGAUGUGGGGCUCGAUCCCAGGACCCUGGGACCACGACCUGAGCUGAAGGCAGACGCUCAACGACUGAGCCACCCAGGCGUCCCUCUCUCUCAUUUCUGUGGAUGGACUUUUCUGAUGUGAAUAGUAUCAAAACUACACACACACACACACCCCAUUUUGGAGUCCCAAGGUAGCCAUUCACAAUUAUGGGCUGUUGGCUUAAAAAUUCAUAACUGAUUUUGUUGUAUUUCUUAAGUGGAAACAUUUGAAUUGUGCAUUCCUUUUUAUUGUUGUUUAAAGAAAAAAGGGUGACAAUGCAACUGUGCAACUGAAGAAUACAAAUCGGAUUAAUAUGAUGAUAGGAUUAAUCUAAUUUACCUUGGAUACACUCCUUAUUUGGUAGAACUUAUUUAUUUGGUAACUUAAAUUUGGGUAGAGAGGCAUUCUAAUUGGAGUUGAUUGCUGUGGGAUUUUUAUAUACACUACGAAACAUUGUGAGCUAUAGUAGUACACAAUAUGAAGUUGGCUAAUUUUUUUUUUUUUAAGAUUUUAUUUAUUUAUUUGAGACAGAGAGAAUGAGAGAGACAGAGAGCACAUGAGAGGGGGGAGGGUCAGAGGGAGAAGCAGACUCCCUGCCGAGCAGGGAGCCUGAUGCGGGACUCGAUCCAGGGACUCCAGGAUCACGACCUGAGCCGAAGGCAGCCGCUUAACCAACUGAGCCACCCAGGCGCCCCUGAAGUUGGCUGAUUUUAAGUCACAUGAACCACCUGGAUAUUUUUAUCCCAACUACAGUGAAUUUGCUGAGAAAUGCUCAUUAACUGGCACGGGGUUUGUUUUUAGGUUGGAUUUUAUUUGGAAAACCUUUGGGGGCUAUGUCAAAGAUGAUCGAUAAUGUAAUUAAAAAGUACUUAAUGUAUUAGAACUGCAGUGGAAAUGUACUGUGGCUUCCAGCUCUCUCCAGGACUUGGGUUGUAGCAUUGUCAUGAGUCAUCACUCUUAAGAAUGGGUAUUUUUGGCUUAGAACUUAACAGAUUUUCUUGAUUUUUUUCCCUAAUGCCCUACACAGAAAUGUGAGUGAAUGAACUGAUUCAAAAGAGGCAGCUCUACUAAUAAUCUGGGGUAAAAGCAGAUGAAAAUCCAAAGCCAAAUGAUGAAUUUAUCCAAAAGAAACACGGAACAGAUGGUGUUAGUAUGUAGGAAUGGGGUAGCUUUAAGAUGUCCGAGAGAUGGAAGAGGAAGACAAAGAUGUAGAGUGAAGCAGAGGAUCUCACAUUUGUCACGUUUCUGUGUGUCCCAAACUCCGUAUGUAAUCAAUUCUUUUUUUUUUUAAGAUUUUAUUUUUAAGUACUCUCUACACCCAACAUGGGGCUCAAACUCACAACCCCAAGAUCAAGAGUCGUAUGGUCCACUGAGCCAGCCAGGCGCCCCUGUAAUAAAUUCUUCCUGUGUGUCCCACUGUCAUGAAAUCUUUAUAGGACCAGCCUAUGGAGAAUGCAUAGGAACUAAAUAAUGAAUAGUCAGUGUUCUAGAUAAAUAGUUCAUUACUUUGCUAGGACCUGGCUUCCUACUGCAUUUAGAAUAAAGUUCAGCCCCCCUACAUUCCCUUCCAGGCCAGGUGGAAUCUUGCCCCUGCAAAUUGUCUGACUUAUGUCUUAUUACCACUCCCAUCCUUGUUCUCCAGGCUCUAACCAUGCCAGCUUGCGUUCACUUGCUUAGACUUGCUGCACUGAUUCUUACUGCAAGGCCUUUGCAUGGCCAUCCUCUCUAUCUGGAACACUUUUCCUUUGGCUGAAUCUUUCCUAUAAUCUAGGCCUCAACUUAAUUUUAAUCCUUCCCAAUAGACUUCCCAUCCUCUCUAAAGCAGUCGUCCCCCUUCCCGAUCCCCAGGCCCAUCUAUCACUUACCCAGUUUGAUUCUCUUCAAAGCUCUUGUCAUGACCGAAAUUCCCUUAUUAUCUUGGGAUAUUUCCCCCUCCUCUCCCCAAAGGAUAUAAACUUCCCAAUAUCUGGACUCUUCUUUUUCAUUUACGCUGUAUACCCUGGAACAAUACCUGACACAUAGUAGGAAAUGAAUGAAUGAAAGAGGAAGGAAGGAAGGAAAGAAAGGCAAGCAGGAA
This is a messenger RNA of Mirounga angustirostris (Northern elephant seal), 6651 nucleotides long. RefSeq names its product post-GPI attachment to proteins GalNAc transferase 4 (gene PGAP4). NCBI's taxonomy places the organism in Eukaryota, Metazoa, Chordata, Mammalia, Carnivora, Phocidae. The transcript is spliced from 3 exons. Gene Ontology annotation, biological process: GPI anchor biosynthetic process. Bases 609 to 1820 code for a protein of 403 amino acids. Gene Ontology annotation, molecular function: glycosyltransferase activity. Gene Ontology annotation, cellular component: Golgi membrane. The record is from RefSeq and is a predicted model, not a curated record.